AUGGUGAAAAGCGUCAUGGGCGGGGCCCGCAGAUCACUACGAGGUGGAAUUGGAGAUGAAUCCGCCAAUUACCAGUUCAACGCGGGCGCGCAGUUUGUCAAGAUGACAAUGGUGAUCGUAGCACCUUCCACAUACGACGUCGUGUAUUCAAAGGCUGUUCACCUCCCGGCGUUGUCGUUCAAUCCUAUUGUUCAAGGGGCCUCGCUCCGGGAGAUCUACAUCCAGACUAGUUUCGACGAUGCAGUGGAUGUCAAGGUUGCGGUCUUUGACGAUCUCGUUUUCUGGACCUGCAGUUACGUAUGA
Molecule: messenger RNA, 303 nt
Organism: Prorocentrum cordatum
Lineage: Eukaryota; Dinophyceae; Prorocentrales; Prorocentraceae
Source: the annotation of a GenBank genome assembly